GCUUCUAUAUGGUAAGUGGACAGUGAGUCUCUUUAUCGAAUCUCUUCUAACAGUUUGUUGUGUUUCUUCUGCAGCCGGUGUGGGACUACGCGACUCGCUCAGUACAAAGUUUCUCAGUAGGUAACUGAGCCUGGACUGUGCAUCCAGAUGAAAUGAAUAAAGUACCAGGACCCCCGUCCUCCUCCUCCCCCCUCCCCGCACCCUCCCCGAACCUGCCACAGCCGAACUUCGCACCCACUCCGCCCCCGCCUAUGGUCUUCGCCACGCCCCCUCCGCCUCCGAUGAACCCCGCGGCCCCUCCGCGACAGUCGUACUAUACCGGGCGACCCGCUCUACCCGCCAACCCGGGCCGCGUCCAGACCGGCUCCGCCCCCCGUCCCAUCCCCCCUCCUCACGGGACGCACCCCCCUCACGUCUUCCAGGCCGGCUCCCAGAUGAUGAUGAUCCCUCAGCAGCCAAUCAGCUUCUCCAACACGCAGGGUCCCGCCUACUACAUACACGGACAGUACCGCCCCUCGUACGUGCCCACUCAGCAGUACCAGGUCGCCAGUUCUACCAGCUUCUAUCCUGGAACCAGUCCAGCCGAAUAUGCUGGAGCGUACUACCCCGCCCAGCCCCAGUUCACGCCUCCCGUGGCCGCCGCGCCCGUCAUGAUGAACCCCGCCCCCCAGCAGCAGCAGCAGCAGCAGCAAGCCCCGCCCCCUCCGCAGCACGUGCCGCCGGCCAAACGGGAACGCAAACAGAUAAGGAUACGAGACCCUAAUCAAGGGGGCAGAGACAUCACCGAGGAGAUCAUGUCCGGAGGCCGCAGUGCCUCCACACCUACACCGCCUCAGUCUGUAUCGUCCGCUCCGGAGGGCGGAGCCGUCGCACAGGCGAAUGGUGAGAACGCGCCGCCUGUCGUAACGGCGGCCAGAGACGACCGCGUGAAGCCGGUGGUGUCGCUGGAGUUCCCGAUUCCCCCGGGCGAAAGCCCUGUGCCGGAUGCUCCGCCCACUCCUCCUCCCACCAGCCCGAUCAGUGAUGUAGUCGAUGCUCCUCCCCCUGACGUGGCGAAGGUCGUUUCCGCCGCGCUGCCGACAAAACAGGAAGUGAAAUCGUCCGUGGCGGUCACCUCGAGUUCCAAUGGUUCGACCUUGGGACCUGAAGCGUUGUCUCUUCUGGUCCCCGCCUCGGAGCCGACCGUGGAGUCGCCCAUCGCGCAGCCGGGGGAGCUGCAGCUGGUAAACGGUUUGACGGCCGGCGCCAGGAGGGACGUGAGUCCGCUCGCCGAGCCUGACGUCACCAAGGAGGCUCCGCCCGUCAGCGACGUUAAUUUCAGCUCUGCGCGGACUCUCAAAGCCAUGCCCCCUGUUGUCAAGGAAUCCCCUGCACAGGUUGCCAAGGAAACACAGCUACCGGUCGUCAAGGAGAUCUCUGUCCCAAGUGUCAAAACUACACAACCUCCGGUUGCCAAGCAGGCGUCUGCGCCCGCUGUUACGGAAACGACUCAUGUUGCCAUGAAUACUUCUAAGUCGGUCGCCAAGGAGACACCUGCACCCGCACCGGUUGCUUCGAAUAUCCAGAAACCAGUUGCUAAGGAGAUCACUACAGCCAUGGCCAAGGAAGCGCCUGCACCCGUUGCCAAGGAGACCCCAGUACCAGUUACUAAGGAGAGUUCUGCGCCAGCUGUCAAGGCAACCCCUACAGCAGUUGCCAAGGAGACCCCUGCAGCAGUUGCCAAGGAGACCCUUGCAGCAGUUGCCAAGGAGACCCCUGCAGCAGUUGCCAAGGAGACCCCCGCAGCAGUUGCCAAGGAGACCCCCGCAGCAGUUGCCAAGGAGACCCCAGUACCAGUUACAAAGGAGAGUUCUGCGCCAACUGUCAAGGCAACCCCUACAGCAGUUGCCAAGGAGACCCCCGCAGCAGUUGCCAAGGAGACCCUCGCAGCAGUUGCCAAGGAGACCCCCGCAGCAGUUGCCAAGGAGACCCCCGCAGCAGUUGCCAAGGAGACCCCCGCAGCAGUGGCCAAGGAGACCCCCGCAGCAGUGGCCAAGGAGACCCCCGCAGCAGUGGCCAAGGAGACCCCCGCAGCAGUGGCCAAGGAGACCCCCGCAGCAGUGGCCAAGGAGACCCCCGCAGCUGUUGCCAAGGAGACCCCCGCAGCUGUUGCCAAGGAGACCCCUGCUCCUGCUGUAAAGGAAACUCGUCCAGCUCCCCCACAGACCAGCGAGCCCGCUGUUAAAAGAACCGUCGCCAAGGAGCCUGUUGCUCAAGAGACCCCACAGCCGAUCGUCAAGGAAACCCCCGCCCCCUCGGAGCCUGUCGGAUCUAAAGCCAUGCCCCCUCCUGCUGAGGAGCGGGAGGACACGCCCCCUCCCCAGCCAGCAGCCCCGGAGAGCUCCAUGCAAGCUGUUUCGGUGCAAAAGAAGAAGAGGAAGCUGAAGGACCUGAACAAGAAGGAGACCGGCGACAUCUUGGACGCCUUUAAAGAGCCGGCGCCCCCACGACCGGAAGCCACGCCCCCCGCGAAGCCGGAGCGGGUCCAGCCCGCCCAGGUGGCGCCGCCCCCUGUGGAGGAGGUCGAGGAGACUUGGGAGGAGAAGGAGGACAAACUGGACGCCGAGAACAUCCAGCCGGCCACGCCCACCGAGCAGAAGUAUCAGUACAAACAGGAACAGUGGAAGCCUCUGGAUCCGGAGGAGAAGAAGAAAUACGACCGGGAGUUUCUCCUGGGCUUCCAGUUCAUCAGUGCCAGCAUGAGCAAGCCCGAGGGGCUUCCGCACAUCAGCGACGUGGUGCUGGAUAAGGUGAAUAAGACUCCUCUGAGGCCGUUGGACAUGAGCAAGAUGAACUGCGGUCCAGAUUUCACGCCCUCGUUCGCCAAUCUCGGAAGGCCGUCAGGGGGCGGGCGUGGCCCGGCGCCGCUCUUGCCAGGUCCCAGGCGCUCGGGUCAGUCCGGCGGGCGCAAGGAGCCGCGCAAGAUCGUCCUGUCGGGCGUGUCCCUGGGCGACGACAUACAGCUGAACAAGUCGGAGAACGCGUGGAAGCGAGGCGCCGCGCCCGACGCCGAGGCCGACGAUCCCGAGGCGCUGAGGACCAAGGACCUGUUCAAGCGCGUGCGGGGCGUCCUGAAUAAACUCACCCCCCAGAUGUUCCAGCAGCUGAUGAAGCAGAUCACCGAGCUCACCAUCGACACGGAGGAGAGGCUGAAGGGCGUGAUCGACCUGGUGUUCGAAAAAGCCAUCUCCGAGCCCAACUUCUCCGUCGCCUACGCCAACAUGUGCCGCUGCCUCAUGGGGUUGAAAGUGCCUACGUCGGAUAAACCCGGAGUGUCGGUGAAUUUCCGAAAGCUGCUGCUGAACCACUGCCAGAAAGAGUUCGAGAAGGACAAAGACGACGACGUGGCGUUCGAGAAGAAGCAGAAAGAGCUGGACGCCGCGCCGGGGGAGGAGGAGCGCCAGCGGCUGAGGGAGGAGCUGGAGGUAGCGAAGGACGCGGCGCGGCGGCGCUCGCUCGGCAACAUCAAGUUCAUCGGCGAGCUGUUCAAGCUGAAGAUGCUGACCGAGACCAUCAUGCACGACUGUGUGGUCAAGCUUCUGAAGAACCACGACGAGGAGAGUCUGGAGUGCCUGUGUAGGCUGCUGUCCACCAUCGGCAAGGAUCUGGACUUCGAGAGGGCCAGGCCCAGAAUGAAUCAGUAUUUCAACCAGAUGGAGAAGAUCAUCAAGGAGAGGAAGACCUCCUCCAGGAUUCGCUUCAUGCUGCAGGACGUGUUCGACCUGCGACAGAAUAACUGGGUCCCCAGACGAGGAGACCAGGGGCCCAAGACCAUCGAGCAGAUCCACAAGGAUGCCGAGCUGGAGGAGCAGCGCGAACAGACCAAGGUCCAGCAGCAGCUCCUGUCCAAGAAAGAUUCUCGAGGCGGGGUAGGAGGUGGCGGAGGCGGAGGCGUGACGCUCGGACCCCGGGGUGGAGGUCCCGGCCCACACCGCGGAGCUCCGCCGGACGAUGGCUGGAACACGGUACCCAUUUCCACCAAGAACCGUCCCAUCGAUCCCAGCCGCCUCAGCAAGAUCACGAAGCCUGGAGCGAUGGACUUCAACAACCAGCUUCUAGCACCCGGGGGUAAAGGAUCAUGGGGUAGCUGGGGCAAAGGGAGCAGUGGCGGUUCUGGUGCUAAACCCAGUGAGAGCGCUCAAGAUCCUGGUCGUCCGAGCACACUGAAUCGAUUCUCAGCCCUCCAGCAGUCUUCGUCAUCAUCAUCCUCCUCCUCCUCCUCCAACAUCGACAGUGACCGGAGAGUCCCUCAGAGGAACAGCUCGAGUAGAGACCGCGCCGACCGAGGCGACCGUCUCGAGGGCGGUCCGGACCGGAACCGACCCGCCAUCACCAAGCGCAGCUUCAGCAGAGACAAGGACGGGUGGGAGCAGCGGCCGGCCGAGGCGGUGCGGCGGGUCGCCAGCAUGAGCGACGAGCGUCCGAGAGAGCGGGAACGACACCGAGAGCACAGCAAAGACGACGUGAGGCGAGAACCCGCGUCUGCACUCCCGCCCGCGCCGUCCAAACCUGCUCUCGGCCUCGAGGAGCUGGAGAAGAAAUCCACCGCCAUCAUUGAGGAGUAUUUACACAUCAAUGACAUGAAGGAGGCGCUGCAGUGCGUGGCGGAGCUGAACUGCCCAUCGAUACUGAACGUGUUCGUGAGGACGGGUAUCGAGUCCACGCUGGAGCGCAGCACCAUCACCAGGGAGCACAUGGGAUUGUUAUUGCAUCACCUGGUUAAAGCAGGAACGCUCUCCUCACAGCAGUACUACAAAGGGCUGAUGGAGGUCCUGGAGGUGGCCGAGGACAUGGCCAUCGACGUGCCCCACAUCUGGGUCUACCUGGCCGAGCUGAUCGUGCCCAUGCUGCACGAGGGUGGCAUCCCCAUGGGCGCGCUCUUCAGGGAGGUGGCUAAGCCGCUGGUACCCAUCGACAAAGCCGGAGAUCUGCUGGCUCACAUCCUCGACCUGCUCUGUAAAGGAAUGAGCCAUAAGAAGGUAGGAGGCAUGUGGAGGGAGGCGGGGCUUAGCUGGAAGGACUUCCUGCCGCAAGACGAAGACGUCAACAAGUUUGUAACCGAGAAGGGCGUGGCGUUCACUCUGGGCGAGGAGGGCAUGAAGGCUGGCAGCAGCAGUAGGAAAACUCUAGGUCCAGAGGAGAUCUCCGAACAGCUGGACUAUCUGCUGCAGGACAAAGCUGAUGAUCAGCAAAUCUACAACUGGGUGGAGGCGAACCUGGACGAGCAGGAGACGUCGUCGAACGCUUUUGUUCGAGCUCUGAUGACCUCGGUGUGUCAGGCUGCCAUCAUCUGCGAGAACCCAUACAAAGUCGACCCUAAGGAGAUUACCCAGAGGGCCAAGCUGCUGCAUCGCUACAUUAAGGACGAGGAGAAGGAGCUGCAGGCUCUCUAUGCACUACAGAGCCUCAUGGUGAAGAUGGAGCAACCACCUAACUUGUUGCGGAUGUAUUUCGACGUGCUCUACGACGAGGACAUCAUCAAGGAGGAAGGAUUCUACAAGUGGGAGUCCAGCAAAGACCCGGCCGAGCAGCAGGGCAAGGGCGUGGCCCUCAAAUCCGUCACCGCCUUUUUCACCUGGUUACGAGAAGCCGAGGACGAAUCGGAUAACGGUUAGAGCGCCGCCGACACUACUCACAGACGUUUUACAGUCGAGGAGAGAAUCGGAGUUCAGGAGGACGAGAGAAGUUCGAUUCGGUUUCAGUUUCAUUUUUCACUCGUGCGAGUUUGUUUUGUUUUUUGGAUGAAAAUUCUGGAUGACUUUGUACCGAGAGGAUCAAGAAGCCGGGAGGAGGAGGAGGAGACUUUGUUCCGUUAUUACUUCUGUGCGCUGUGACGUCACAAAUACAGCCGCGACGCUCGGCUUAUGAUGUCACAGUAAUGCGAGUGCGAUCAUAGAAAGCUGCUCAGAGCUCUAUAUUUUUGAGAAUCCUUCGAAUUUUACGUUCACAGCCUGUUUAUUAAUGGACGAAUGAAUGAAAUUCUGUGUGUGUGUGUGUGUGUGUGUGUGUGUGUGUGUGUGUGUGUGUGUGUGUGUGUGUGUGUGUGUGUUUUUUCUUGCUUUAUGAUUUUCUUCAUUAAUUAACCGUCAAUAAAAUGUAAUAAAUCCAGAGCUGUAUUCAGGGCGGUUCAGAACGGGGGGGUUGGGGGGGUUGCGAAUUGCUUCCGGCUGGCUCUACUUACUAAACAGGAGGCGGAUCGUGGACUUUUGACCUCCUUGCUGCUGCUGAGGGGGCGCCGAGUGCCACCCUGGACUUUGUUUUGUUUGUUUUUUUUAACCUUCGUCCACUUGCAAAAGAAAGAAGACUUCAAAAACAUAAAAAAUCAGACGGAGUGGACGGGGGGGGAGGGUUCCUGAACCCGCUGGCUUGCACGUUUCGUAAAAUGCAAUCGUUAUUAGGCCUGACGCAAAAAAAUAAAUGAUAGAUCGACUUUAAAAAGUUUAAAGUAUUUUUAAAAAUGGUAAAAGGCCUUUUCUGCUCCUGUAACGCAUUUCAGAAGAGACCUGUAAAUAUUUAGGUUUUUUUUGAGGGUUUAUUUCUUUGUUUUAUUUUUUUUUUUCAAUAAUAAAAUGCUAACUUUAAUGACA
This is a messenger RNA of Trichomycterus rosablanca, 6626 nucleotides long. Its product is annotated as eukaryotic translation initiation factor 4 gamma 1. NCBI's taxonomy places the organism in Eukaryota, Metazoa, Chordata, Actinopteri, Siluriformes, Trichomycteridae. Bases 153 to 5654 code for a protein of 1833 amino acids. The transcript is spliced from 29 exons. The record is from RefSeq and is a predicted model, not a curated record. Gene Ontology annotation, molecular function: mRNA binding; translation initiation factor activity; protein binding. Gene Ontology annotation, cellular component: eukaryotic translation initiation factor 4F complex.